Messenger RNA from Nezara viridula (southern green stink bug), 225 nucleotides. The record is from the annotation of a GenBank genome assembly. Lineage: Eukaryota; Metazoa; Arthropoda; Insecta; Hemiptera; Pentatomidae.
AUGACCUUGAAGGCUACACCGUCCUUUUCUUGUGCUCAUAAGAGCCGCAGCCGCAGGCUUAUCGCCACCACAUAUCUCGACCGAGAUACUAGAUACCACAGGAUAUCUGGGAUAGUAUCGAUAGCGCAGCCGCCUCCCCCACCUCCACCUGCCUCCGAUAUAAACAUUACUCCCUUCGGAGGCGGCCAGUCCCUACCCGGCAUCGCUGGGAGUCUUUUCGCAUAG